AUAAGGAGCCUCACUGAGAAGCUCUGCUCUGCUCUGUUUUUCAUACAUUCAGAAACUUCAACUUUUUUUUUUUCUUCAGCAAUUCAUUCAUGAAGUUCGAUCUCAAGAAUCCAUUGACGGGAUUCGAUGGAGACGACGACAACGACGCCGUUUCAGCUCUCUUCGCCGCCGAGUCCGAUCACACGCCAUCCUUCAAAUCUACCGACGUUCACUCUUCCAUUCGCCAUCACUCCUUCACUCUCAUUUCUCAAGCAAAGUUUUCUUACGAUAUCGAUCGAUUUACUGCAUACCUAGCUGUCAAUUACAUCGAUCGGUUCCUAUCCAAGCAAGUUGUUCUGGAGAAUAAGCCAUGGAUUGUAAGGAUUCUAGUAAUUGCGAGCCUUUCACUUGCUGCGAAGAUGAGAAACAUCAACAACUUAUCGAUCUCUCAUAUCAUAAAUCCACUAUCCAAUAAUUCAUCGAUGAAUCAAUCUGAACAUAGAGACGACGAAGGCUUAAUUUUCGAUUUGCAGUCUGUUCAUCGAAUGGAAAAUUUGAUUCUCACAACGCUCAAUUGGCGGUUACGUUCCAUCACGCCUUUUGCAUUUCUGCAAUAUUUCAACUCGUUGUUUGAACUCAGUAAUGACGAUUCACUGAGUCAAUCUCUAGAAGAUCGAGCUUCAGAUAUCAUUUUCAGCUCUCGUUACGAAAUUAAGCUUCUUGAGUACAAACCAUCAAUAUUAGCGGCAUCGGCGUUUCUGUGUGCAGCUCAUGAGUUGAUUCCCCUACAAGUUUCAUUUUUCUUAGACGCAAUUAACUCUAAAUGUGGACAUAUAUAUAAAGAAGAACUUUUGAAUUGUUGGAGUGUAAUGGGAGAAAUUUUUGUCGAUGAAGUUUCUUUUAGCUCGUUGAUGACACCGAACAGUGUGCCUGACCAAGAACGUACAAGUGAGAAUGCUGAUAGGAACAAUAACAAAAAGCGAAGAUUGAACGAUUUUUGUAAUAAUCAAACGUUCCAUAUCUCUGAGGUUCAACACUGCUAAAAGAAUUAGGGAUGACAAUUGUGUUGUGCGGAUUGUUUAACCCUUAGCCCGCGAAGAUUUCAACUCGCGCUAUGUACAUUGUGCGGUUAGUAAAAAUUUCUGUGUCCGACCCCAACUUCACUUUGUUGGUGCUUACUCAAAAAUGUGAUGGGAACGUCUGAUGGAAAAAUAGAAUGAAACAAUUGCGGAGAACAAAAUUAGAGGAAAAUUGUACUCCCUUUGUUCCAACAUUAUUGCUCAUUUUGAUAUAUUUAACAUAUUUUUUGAUUU
Solanum dulcamara is the source of this 1292-nucleotide messenger RNA. Its product is annotated as putative cyclin-D6-1. Gene Ontology annotation, cellular component: cyclin-dependent protein kinase holoenzyme complex; cytoplasm; nucleus. Gene Ontology annotation, molecular function: cyclin-dependent protein serine/threonine kinase regulator activity. The record is from RefSeq and is a predicted model, not a curated record. NCBI's taxonomy places the organism in Eukaryota, Viridiplantae, Streptophyta, Magnoliopsida, Solanales, Solanaceae. The transcript has 5 exons. Gene Ontology annotation, biological process: mitotic cell cycle phase transition; regulation of cyclin-dependent protein serine/threonine kinase activity. The coding region runs from base 90 to 1022 and encodes 310 amino acids.